CCUACUUUCUCGACUUUGCCGGCCCCCGAGAGACUCAACUUGGAAAACUUGGUUUUAGUCUCAUUUAAAGUGUUUAAGUUGUCGGGUUAAGAUUUGUCAAGAUAAAAAAAAAUGGAUUAUUUUUAAAUCAGUGAGGUUAUAUUUAAUUUUUAAUCGAAGAAAAUUCUUUUAAUUAAUUAAUUUUAGGGUUGGCGUUCUUGUUGGAGUUUAAAACCUUUCACGAAAUUCUUAAGAAUCAAAUUCAACGAUGGGGUUAAACAUCAAAGAAGACAUUUAUUUCACCGGUGCUAAAUUAAAAAACAACAACACCAUCAUCAGGGACGUAAUAACAAAUAACAUUGGACAUUUUUAUAAAGACGCCUCUAUUUUUAUAACCGGCUCGACGGGGUUCGUUGGGAAAGCCCUUUUAGAGAAAUUAUUGAGGUCUUGCGACGAUAUCGAUAGCGUUUAUUUAUUAAUUAGGCCUAAAAGGGGGAUGGGGUGUGAACAAAGAUUGAAAGAGCUCCUCAAAAACCCGGUUUUUAAUAAAAUCAAAGAAACAAAUCCGGAAGUCUUAAAUAAAAUAAAAAUCAUCGAGGGCGACGUAUCUCAGCACAAUCUCGGAAUAUCCGAGAUCGACCGUGAAAAACUCGCCGAAAAAUUAACGAUGAUUUUCCAUUCGGCCGCAACGGUCCGUUUUAACGAAGAUUUUAAAACGGCCGUCGUUUUGAACACUUUGGGCACGAAGCGCGUCUUGGAGUUUGGAGCCGAAAUAAAAAAUUUGCAAAGUUUCGUACACGUUUCGACCGCGUACAGUAACGCGGAUAAAAACGACGUGGAAGAAACCGUUUAUAAACCGCCCUUCGAUCCUAGAUCGUUGAUUAAUUGCAUUGAAUUUUUACCCGAAGCCGCUUUGAAAACGCUAGAAAAGGAGGUUAUGGGCGAUCAUCCGAAUACCUACACUUUUACGAAAGCGAUGGCGGAAUUUAUCGUUUGGGAAUAUUCGGCCAAACUUCCUAUUGCGAUCGUUAGGCCAUCUAUAGUUACCGCCGCCUGGCAGGAACCUUUUCCAGGUUGGGUCGAUAACAUAUCAGGAAUAACCGGAAUCAUGAUGGAAAUCGGGCGUGGAAGCAUAAAAAGCAUAAUCGCCGACGAAAAGAACGUGAUGGAUUUGAUCCCGGUGGACGUCGUGGCGAAUACUUUGGUGACAGCGGCUUGGCACACCGUGGCGUAUCGUUCGAAUUCAAUGCGCGUUUACAACUGCACAAGCGGCCAAAUCAACAAAGUUUUAUGGAAAGAAAUCGGGCACUUGACGCAAACUUACGCCAGACAAUACCCCACGAAAUAUUUAAGCUGGUACCCCGGAUUUUCAUAUCGAACCAAUCGAAUCGUACAUUGGAUUUACGCCGUUUUAUUACAACGAGUUCCGGCGUGUAUUUUCGAUUUAAUCCUUUAUUGCACCAAAAGGAAACCGAUAAUGUAUAAGAUUUCAAAAAAAUUCGAACGAGCUUGCAAAACAGGCGAAUUUUUCGCAUUACACGAAUGGAAUUUCCACACCUCGAACAUAAAGGAUUUAGUUGGAGCCGUGGAUAGCGCGGAAGAUGGGAAUCGAUUCAAUAUUGAUAUAAGACGCGAAAACGGAUUUAAUUGGGACCCGUAUAUAAAAGAUUUUAUGUUGGGGAUACGACAGUAUGUUUUAAAGGAUGAUUUGUCGAGUUUACCCAAAGCCAGGGUUAAAUUGAAUUGGUUUUAUUGGGCCAAUCGGUUUAUACAGUUAAGCGCCGUUUAUUUCUUUUUAAAAUUAAUUAUUUUGUAA
Onthophagus taurus is the source of this 1795-nucleotide messenger RNA. RefSeq names its product putative fatty acyl-CoA reductase CG5065. Gene Ontology annotation, cellular component: peroxisome. The record is from RefSeq and is a predicted model, not a curated record. Gene Ontology annotation, molecular function: alcohol-forming very long-chain fatty acyl-CoA reductase (NADP+) activity. Gene Ontology annotation, biological process: long-chain fatty-acyl-CoA metabolic process. Lineage: Eukaryota; Metazoa; Arthropoda; Insecta; Coleoptera; Scarabaeidae.